AUGAUCUUCUCACAGAGCCCCGUCAUCUUCAUCGCCUGUAUCCUGGGCUUGGCGCUCUUCGCCAUCCUCGUCUGGUUCGGCUUCUACCUUGUCCGCCACCGCCCCUACCUCGCCAAGCCCGUCGACGCCGAGCAGGCCCUCGACUGCAUGCCCCGGCCGGCCCGCGGAGAGGUGCUCCCCGAGUACAGCCGGCAGAACCACCCGCCCGUCUACUGCGACGACGACCUCGCCUGCCCGCCCCCGUCGUACCAGGCCGUCUUCACGCGCCACUCUGCGCCGACGCCGGACGAGCUGCGCGUCCUCCACCGACGGCUCGAGAAGCUCCAGCGCCGCCGCCGACGUCGCAGCGGCGGCGGCGACACGACCGCCGGCGAGACGGCCAUUCGCGACUCCGAGAUUCGCUGCCUCGCGCAGUGGAUCGAGCGCCUGGAGAUGCUGCGCGACGAGGAGGAGCAGGAUGCCGGUCCCGCGCUGCCGGGCCGGCGCCGCACCGUGCGGCUCGUGCAGUCGGAGAGCGAGCCGGCGAUGCUACUCUCGCGAUCGGCCACCGUGCGUGGGUCAUCUGCAGCUGCUGCGCAGCAGGGUUCGACUUUGGGGAGAUCGGCUACAGAGCCCGGCUUGGUCUGUUUUGCGCCGUCGCGCGAGGUGGCACCCCCUCCGACGCCAAUGGCAGCUCCGACGAGCCCAACUGCAGCAGAGAUGGAUCUUCAACUUGCCGAGCUGCGAGAGCAGCUCAUGAGGGUGUUGCCAAGCGGGCCUUCCACAGAGCGAUGA
Messenger RNA from Akanthomyces muscarius, 774 nucleotides. RefSeq lists its product as uncharacterized. Lineage: Eukaryota; Fungi; Ascomycota; Sordariomycetes; Hypocreales; Cordycipitaceae. The record is from RefSeq and is a predicted model, not a curated record. The transcript has a single exon. Bases 1 to 774 code for a protein of 257 amino acids.